ACCGGUACCGAGCGUGCCGUGGAUGACGUUUUGCCUUGCUCACUCUAUCCUAAAGCCAGCUCCCUAUGGCUCGGGGAGUGCAAGUGUGAUCUCACCAGAGCUAUUGUGCGAUCACUACUAGAUAGCCUGGCAUAUACUCUCUCAGUCACCAUCCUUAUUUGGUCCCAAAGCCUCGAGCGUUGAGGCCUACGUGAGCACCAUGGAUUUUCAAGACGCUGCGGCUCAACCGUCGCAUUCCCGUCGAGCCCAGCUCGGAGGCUAUCUGCCUAUCGAGGACUAUGGCAUGAUCGGCAACAUGCACACGUGUGCCUUGGUAGGCUUGGAUGGGAGCAUCGACUACAUGUGUUGGCCUGUCUUUGACUCUCCUACGGUCUUCUGCCGCCUCCUGGAUAAAGACAAAGGCGGUUACUUCAGCAUCGCUCCCCGAGCUGGCCUCAACUGUACGACGAAGCAGCACUAUCUGCCCUCAUCAUGUAUCUUGCAGACUCGUUACAUCCACGAGGUUGGCGUGGUGGACCUUGUGGAUUUCUUCCCUCGUCCAAAGAGUGCCCAAGUUAUGACCAGGGAGUACAAGCAAAGUGCCUAUCGUGAGGCGGCACCGGUUCAGGAAGAAUUGAAAAAGUGGCUUGUCAGAAGGGUUGAAUGCAUUCGUGGAGAACUCGACAUGGAUGUCGAGAUCUUCCCAGCCUUUGGGUACGCAAAAGAUCCUCACAUAACAACCCUCCUCCAUGAACGUCACACAUCACAUAUGGAAGAGAGUAAAGUGGCCACUUUCCACAGCAAGGAUGUCCAGUUCCAACUCGAUGUUGCUGUUGAAGAGGAUGAAGACGUGAAGAGCUGCCCCAUGAUAUCGUUUAAAAAGGUUCGCAAGCCUGGGAUGCUAGGAGAGGGUCUUGUGGCACGUGUCAAGGUGGUUGAGGGUCAGGCCAUUUCCUUCAUUUUGCGCAAAGACAUGGACAAUCACAUUGCGAAGCACAUCACAGCUUUGACUGUUGAUGCUCAACAGCACGACACACAAGACUUUUGGUCCAACUUCAUCAAGCAGUCCCAGUACAGAGGUAGAUGGAUGGAGGUGGUAUCGAGGAGUUUGAUGAUCCUCAAAAUGAUGACCUAUGAACCGACGGGGGCUAUUGUGGCCGCGCCGACGUUCUCUAUCCCUGAGGAUGUCGGGGGCGUGCGCAAUUGGGAUUAUCGAUACACCUGGAUCAGGGACUCGAGCUUCACAAUCUACAUCCUGCUGCGCCUGGGUUUUCGAGCCGAGGCCGACGCGUUCAUGGAAUUCAUCAUGGAGAGGUUUACCCAGUCUAGGCUUCCGGACGGUGGCUUGCCCAUCAUGUUCACCAUUCACGGUGGAACCGAUAUCCCGGAAAUCACGCUGGAUCAUCUCGAGGGAUAUCGAGGCAGCCGUCCUGUUCGCAUCGGCAAUGGGGCAGCUUUCCAUCAACAGUAUGAUAUCUAUGGCGAGCUGAUGGACACAAUCUACUUGCACAACAAAUAUGGCAAACCGGCACCUUGGACUGCGUGGAAAGCUGUUCAGGAGAUUCUAGACUAUGUUUUGACUAUACUUGGACAACCGGACAUGUCGAUUUGGGAAGUCCGGGGCCACAGGCAGCACUUUACCUACUCGCAGAUCAUGCUAUGGGUGGCCUUUGAUAGAGGCUUGCGCCUCGCGGAUAAGCGCUGCUUCCCUUGUCCGAACAGAAACGCUUGGUUGAAGGCGCGAGAUGACCUGUGCGAGGAAAUCAUGGAUAAAGGGUACAACUUGGAGAUGAAUUCAUUCAUCCAAAGCUACGAAAGCAACACCACUCUUGAUUCCUCAAUCUUGAUUGCGCCGCUGGUGUUCUUCAUCAGCCCUUGCGAUCCCCGCUUCCUGAAGACGCUGGAUCGAAUACUCUUGCCCCCUGAUAAGGGAGGACUCACCAGCACCGGUCUCGUUUAUCGCUAUAACACCGACCUCGCACAGGACGGUAAGUCCGAUCUUCCACUCCUCCAGAGAAAAUACAGCCUUAUUUCAACCCUUGAACCACUAACUGUGACAGGCGUGGGCGGGCGCGAAGGUGCCUUCAGCAUGUGUACGUUCUGGCUUGUGGAGGCCAUGACCCGCGCCAGUGUCUACGAGCCAAAGUACAAGGCUCGUGCCGUCAGUCUGUUCGAGAACAUGCUCGGGUUUUCGAACCAUCUGUGCAUGUUCUCUGAGGAGAUUGCCAGGAGUGGAGAGCAGCUUGGAAACACGCCCCAGGCGUUCAGCCACAUUGCUCUGCUCAGCGCGGCGUUCAACUUGGAUCGAACGUCGGAUGAGCGCCCAUAGCGUCGAGGAACGAGUUUCGGCGUGACCCCCCCGUCAUGACGCAACAUUCGGGGUGCUCGUGUUUGAUCAACUACGCUCGCU
Messenger RNA from Emericellopsis atlantica, 2389 nucleotides. Its product is annotated as glycosyl hydrolase. The coding region runs from base 200 to 2308 and encodes 702 amino acids. Gene Ontology annotation, biological process: carbohydrate metabolic process. Lineage: Eukaryota; Fungi; Ascomycota; Sordariomycetes; Hypocreales; Bionectriaceae. The transcript is spliced from 7 exons. Gene Ontology annotation, molecular function: hydrolase activity, hydrolyzing O-glycosyl compounds. The record is from RefSeq and is a predicted model, not a curated record.